ACUAACUAUAGCUCUACAGCGUGCGAGGGACCGAAGACAACGUCUUAUCAACACAACCAUCCUUCAAGCCAUUUCCGGACUAGUCAUCACUCCGUGGUGGCCGUUGAAAGACCCCUCGGCCUAACCAGACAUGCGGUGACCGAGAGCACCACCCAGCAGCUUGUGUCCGCAAUGGACGCCUACCCGGAAGAUUAUGUUGCCCACAACCUCCCCUUCGUUUUGCUCUCCGGUCUUGAAGCUAGCUCCGACGAUGAUCUGCAGUGCGUGCGAGCUGAUUAUCCCCUCCUCCGAGAGAGGGGCGUGAAGAUAUACUCGGAUUUCCCGCCUCUGACCGGCUCAGUUGCGGAGGAAUUGCGGCGUGUACUUCUCGAGGAAAACGCUUUCCGUGCCCCGUGGGAUACUAGUGAGGAUGCACAUGCAUCUUCAUCCAGAAUUGAGUACAAAAUCAGAAGCAUUGGACGGUCCUACAGUCUCCCCCCGCGCAAAGCUGACCCCCCACCCGUAUCGCCCACGAGCCCGACGGCCGGACAAGACGAUGAGAUAUCGCGUGGAUCCUCCUUCAACCUUCAUUCUCCCAUCUCCCCACUUACACCAAGCUCGCCGACGUUUCCAGAUGGCCUGCUUAGCCAUCUAUGGGUCACUAAACACCAGGACCUUGUCCCUGCGGCAGUGAUCAAUUUCUUCCCCUUCUGCUUCGAUCCUAAUAUGAGCUCGCUGCGCGACAACCAACUCAAGAUAGAAAUAAAUGGAUUGAAGAAGGAAUGGGCCUCUUCUGGGUACAAAUCUCGAUUUAUAGUUGUUCUCUUGUCAGAAGAGAGCACGGGCAGCUAUGCUGGGGAUACGGAGGACAGGAUGGCUAGCAUUCGGAGGGCAACGAAUCUGGAUCAAAAGUCUAUAUUUCUCCUUCCGUCCGAUGCGACGCCAGUGGAAUUGAAGGAAUUCGCCACGUCCCUGUUGUCUCUACUCCAGCCAUCGGUGAUGGAAUACUACCGCGACCUAUCGAAGCACGCCAGGCGCAAACGAAAUCGAGGCACCAUCCCCCCGCCAACAGCACCACCAACAAGUGGGACGUCCCAGACCUUAUCGUCUCAAGGAUGGAAUGUUCGAUAUGAAUUCAAACUGGGUAUCUUUGCGGAAUUCCGCCAAGAGAUCGAUGCCGCGCUUCGGAACUAUGAAAGCGCAUACGAGACCCUAUUUGGUCAAGAGGUGUUCGAAUAUAUUGCUGGCUGGAAUCCUAGGUUCAAUGAUGCACGCCUUCUGGGGGAUGCAUUGGCUAUACGUAUCAUUCGCGGCUUGUUGAUGACGGGACAGACAACACCUGCUGUGCGGUUCUGGACUAGCCACCGGAAUCGUUCAAAAGAUAUCAUCGACCGGCGCGGAAAAGGCACCAAGAGUUAUGGCUGGGCAGCCUGGGAAGCUCGGUGGUCGAUGGUAAUGGCCCAGCUCAUUCGCCAAGCCAAUAUCCCCUACUUCACCUCCGUCGGCAUCCCCCAGGAUCAGUUCCAAGAGCAGUACUCAAUUUUCGUACCACGCGACAAAACGGUUUCCCCUUCGGAUGCAUAUCUUCCGUGGGAACAGCUUCAUCAUGAAGGUUAUUGGCUCUAUCGAGCGGCGCAGUAUACCAUGUACCGUCGAACCUUGGCGGAGCAGAUUCCAGAAGACGAUCGGAUACCACCGGGACAAUCUCCCGCGUCCCAGAUAGCCAAUAAGUCUUAUCUAUACGACACCUAUCUGGUACCUGAGCCACAUAUUGAAGCACCCCAGCCGGGGGCGGUCGGUUUCAACCACGCACUGUUAAGAUUAGAUGCCUUGAAAGCGGCACUCGAAGAGUUCUCGAAGAGAGACCAAAACCGGAAAGCGGAGAGCAUUAGCCUGGAGAUUGCAGAAGAAUAUAUGCGCCUAAGCUCAUGGCCGGAGGCUUACGAAAUCCUUCGACCACUCUGGUCGACUUUGUCAUGGCGACGUUCGGGCUGGUGGCCGCUCAUGCAAAGGUUUGGCUGGGCCCUAAGGGAAUGUGCCGUACGCGUGAGCGAUAGCGAUAUGGUCCUGCGCGUUGACUGGGAACUCCGACAUAAGGUGUUCCAACCGCGGCCCGACUGGAUGUAUGAUCUCCAUAAUAGUCUCGAGGACUUUCCUUUAGUGAGUCCCAAGCCAUCGGUGGUCCUGUGCGCAGAGGACAUCGUGCCCAGCGUCACCGCGUCUUUCGUCUUUCAAAGUUCCGAAGGAAAUGUCGGCGAGCCGUCUAAGGGCCAGCUUAUCAUCACUUCCUGUGCCCAGCCCUCAUCAAGCCCUCUCACAUUCUCCGAAGUGAAGGUAGUGUUUGAGGGUUGCCUGCGGCCAAUACGGCUUCAGUCUGAUCGCAACGUGGACGCCGAUACGGCUACACCCUGCACAAUAACUUCGCCAUUGCUACGUGACCCCAGUACGGCUGAAGACCCGGCAGCUUUGCAAUCACCCACGAGCGGAUUGACUGCUUUGACUGGGCUAGCAGACUUGACGUUUGGGCCUUCCCAGACUAAGGUAUACGAUAUUACAUGCAUUCCCAGAGAAGCCGGGGAGUCCCGUGUCGUGUCCAUAACAUUGACCGUCGAGGAAGAAAAAUUUGAUCUUACCAACGCGAUAACCGAGUUGACUCCAUAUGAGUCCUACUGGUGGCAGCAAACGUCCAAGGGCCCAAGCAGACGGCGCGUGGGCAAAGGCCGCGAUACGGGCCGUUGUAAGAUACUACCCAAACCACCAAAGAUACGGGUAGAGCUGCUGAACCUUCGAGAAACAUACUAUACGAAUGAGGAAAUAAUUCUCCGAGUAGGUGUCGACAACGAGGAAGAAGAGGCUGCAGAUGUUUCUGUUGAGACUAGACUUUUCGGCCGGCCGGAGUCCACGGCUAAGAUACGGUGGCUAGAUGAGGAGAAUUCCUCGGAGAUGCACGGGUCUGGGGAGAGUACUCCGACAGAAGGCAAUUCUCACCACCUGAAGCGACCGAUAGGGGUGAUGGAACGCUCAUCUCAUCAAGAACUAACGAUUGUGGUUACGGAUACCAACGAUGCUUUGGAUUAUGAGCUUGAAGUCUCUGCGCUCUACAACCUCGUCUCUGAUGUCCAGACGCCUAUCAUCGCGAGCAUGCGUGUUGGCCUAUCAAUUAUCAGGCCAUUCGAGGCCAAUUAUGAAUUCCUUCCACGCCUUCAUCCUCAACCCUGGCCGGACUUCUUCACUGUGGAUGACGAGUUACUUCCAAAUGGGGAUGAAGUCAAGCCCGGAGGUUUGCAGCAGAGAUGGUGUCUCAACUCCAAGGUCGUCUCUUUUGCUGUGGAGCCCCUGGUUGUCGAAAAACUGUCAUUAGUGUUGCUUGGACUGGGCGGCGCUGCCACCUGUCACAUUGGGUCGGAGGAGAUUAUCAGUCCUGAGGUGGCGGAGAUCCGUCCGGAGGAGCUUCGAGAAUCUAACUUCAUCAUGGACCUUCAGAAGGAAAUCUUGGGUGACCGCAGACCUACAACCUUAAACCUCGCCCUAGAGAUUCGCUGGAGGCGCAGUGCAACAGACGACGGCGCGCUGAACGACGGAUCCACAACCACCACGACCACGCUUGAUAUCCCUCGAUUCGUUAUGCCAGCAGGUGAGCCUCGGGUGGUCGCCUCAGCUAAGGCGUCUGAUACACUUUCGGGGUUGAUCCAUCUGGAUUACACCCUAGAGAACCCGUCGAUGCACUUCCUUACUUUCAACCUGAGCAUGGAAGCAAGUGAGAAUUUUGCGUUCAGCGGACCGAAGACGAUGGUCGUGCAGUUGGUGCCUUUAAGCAGACACACGGUCCGGUACAACUUGCUGGCAUCUAAACGAGGUCUGUGGAUCCAGCCGCAGCUCCUGGUAGUCGAUACAUAUUUUAACAAGACUCUGCGGGUGCUACCGACGGAAGACAUGCGGUCGGAUAAGAAAGGAAUCUUAGUCUGGGUUGAUGCCGACGAUUAAAGGGUGCGGCGAGGGUCAUGGAGAACUGUUUGUAUGUAGCGUGGAGCGUGGUAUGUAUGGGGAACUCGGGUUUAGAU
Molecule: messenger RNA, 4040 nt
Organism: Aspergillus costaricaensis CBS 115574
Lineage: Eukaryota; Fungi; Ascomycota; Eurotiomycetes; Eurotiales; Aspergillaceae
Exons: 4
Coding region: 172-3963 (1263 amino acids)
Source: RefSeq, a predicted model, not a curated record